AUGACAGUUGGGUCCGGUAACACUGGAACAGGUGGCAUUAUCUCAAUCACUGCUGGAACGAGCACUCAAGCGUCGACUGGGGUUGGUGGCAGUGUCUACUUAAGUGGAGGCACAGGCAUUGCAACCGGAGGAAGCGUUCAAGUUGUGUCGGGUACAAGUGCCGCUGGCUCGUCUGGUUCUGUUGGCAUUCAAACGGCGAUCGCUGGAACUUCGGGCUUAAGUGGUGCCGUCGUUGUAUCCAGUGGAACUUCGGCGUACGGAUCGACCGGUGCAGUUACUAUUGCAAGCGGUGUAUCAACUGCGAGCGGUGUAGGCGGCGCUGUUUCCCUUUCAGCUGGAAACGGUGCAACGGGUACUGGUGGCGCUGUGACAGUAGCAGGUGGUCUGAGUGCAACCGGUGGUUCUGGUGGAACGGUGACCUUAACGUCUGGAUCGGGCAGCGCAACAUCGAGCGGUGAUGUCGUUGUAAGCAGUGCUGGUGCUGGAACUACUGGUGUAUCGGGUUUGUUGAGCUUCAGUAGUGGGGCGGCUACAUCCGGCAGUUCUGGCAAUGUCAUUUUGGGGUCUGGUGCUGCUGCAGGCGGCAAAGGAGGGUCCAUUUUGUUGACAGUUGGGUCCGGCAACACUGGAACAGGUGGCAUUGUCUCAAUCACUGCUGGAACGAGCACUCAAGCAUCGACUGGGGUUGGUGGCAGUGUCUAUUUAAGUGGAGGCACAGGCAUUGCAACCGGAGGAGCUAUUGGCAUUGUUACUGGUUCAAGUGCUGCGGGUAGCUCAGGUGCCUUGUCAUUGACAUCGUCGGCUUCAGGUACAGCUGGCGCGAGUGGCAACGUCAUUCUUUCUAGUGGUGUGUCGUCCCAAGGAAGCAGUGGUACUGUAACAAUUGCAAGUGGUGUAUCAAGUGCUGGUGGUGUCGGCGGGGCUGUCGCAAUUUCUGCUGGAGAUGGUGCAAGUGGAGUUGGUGGCGCAGUUACUAUCUCGUCUGGCAAGUCCGCCAAUAAUAUUGGCGGCGAUCUGACCCUUUCAUCGGGUCCUGGUACAGCAACGUCAAGUGGGAAUAUUAUUCUCAGUAGUCCCAAUGCCGGUACUACGGGCGUGUCUGGAUUGCUCAGCUUCAGCAGUGGAACUUCAUCCAGUGGCGCCUCUGGAAACCUGAUCUUUGGUAGCGGUACUGCAACUGGUGGAAAGGGUGGCUCUAUCUUGAUGACAGUCGGAUCAGGCAGCGUUGGGACGGGCGGCAUUGUGUCAAUCGCCGCCGGAGCCAGUACUCAAGCGACCACGGGUGUUGGUGGCAGCGUGUACUUGAGCGGUGGUACUGGAGUCGCCACUGGAGGUGCGAUUGGCCUGGUUACAGGCUCAAGUGCCAGUGGUAACUCGGGCGCACUGUCGUUGAAGACGUCCGACUCUGGAACGUCGGGUGUCAGUGGGAAUGUUGCGAUCACAAGUGGGACCUCAGCUGCAGGCUCAAGUGGAACCGUAACGAUUGCAAGUGGCGUGUCCAGUGCCGCAGGAACAGGUGGAGCAGUUGCGAUUUCUGCUGGCGAUGGCGCUACAGGAGUUGGUGGCGCCGUCACAGUGACGGGUGGACUUUCUCCGACCAAUUACGGUGGAAGCUUGACUCUACAAUCUGGAAGCGGAACUGCCACCUCUAGCGGUGAUGUUUCGGUGCAAACUGCUGCGGGUGGGGUGAGCGGGGUUAGCGGGAAGAUUGCAUUGAGUACCGGUACGACCACAGCUGGAAGUACAGGGGCCAUUCAAAUUGCCACUGGCGUUGCAACUGGUGGUGUGGGUGGGGCCAUUUCACUCUCUGUUGGAUCUGGUACAGCAGGCGCUGGAGGGGACCUAACUGUCACUGCUGGCACAACCACAUCAACUGGUGCUGUUGGUGGCGCCAUUUCAUUGAAUGGUGGUGCAGGUGUCGGAGUUGGUGGAAGUAUCGUCCUUACAGCUGGUCAAUCGACGGGAACUAUCGGAGGAUACAUUUCACUGGUGAGUGGUGCUGGUACAAGUGCUGCUAGUGGGGCUGUAACUGUGGCGUCGGCUACGUCAACGACAAGUGGUGCGCUUACAUUUAGCUCUGGGACAGCCAGUGGAGGCAACUCGGGUGCUAUCACUAUCCAGUCAUCCCCGGCGACCGGUGGCAAAGGGGGAGCCAUCAGUUUGACCGUUGGAAGUGCCAACACUGGAGCUGGUGGUGAUAUUACAAUUACUGCUGGCCUCACUACAGCGUCAACGAUGACUGGUGGUAAAUCAUCCAUCCUCGGUGGCGCUGGUAUCGUUGGCGGCGACGUCCAAUUGACUGGUGGUUCUGGUACUGCUGGUGCUGGUGGCAACUUGGUCAUGGCGAGUGGUGCUGGCACAAGUGCUGCCAGUGGCUCAGUGACGAUUUCCACACCAACGUCAGCAUCCAGUGGGUCAUUGACGUUUAGUUCUGGGACAUCCACAGCUGGAAACUCAGGGGCGAUUACGAUUCAGUCGUCUGCUGCCACUGGGGGUACAGGUGGAGCCAUAGCGAUCAGUGUUGGAACAGCCAACACUGGCACGGGUGGUGCGAUUGACAUCACUGCCGGAACAACAACUGCUUCGACGUCAACUGGGGGUACUCUAACCUUGACUGGUGGCGGGGGUACCUCCACUGGCGGAAGUCUCACACUUUCGGGUGGGGCAGCCUCGUCUGGAACGGGUGGUUCUGUGACACUGAAGGCCGGCUCGGGAACUACCGAAGGCUCUGUAAAGGUGGUAGACGCCAGCAGCAACUCACUUUUGCUCGUGAGUGCGUCGACCUUGACGGCGAGUAGCGCGGCUGUGGAUCUGACCAGUACAUCGACCAUGGCACUGACAGCAUCCACGACAAUGACGUUGACAGGGUCGUCGACAGUUGUGACUGGCGGGCUGCUGCAUGUCAACGCGAACAACUUCAAAGUCACGUCCGAUGGAACAACAUCGACAUUCUUGGUCACGGCGGCAACCGGUGGGGUCUCAAUGGCUGGAGAUCUCGCCUUGACAGCCGCGGUGGCCUCGAUCACUCAUUCAGGCGCGACGUCGUUGACGGUGUCGACGCCCAGUUUGAUCGUCACGGGGGGCACGUUUGCAAUGGCUGGAAGCGCUGGCACGGCAUCGGCGGGCACGUGUGUCCAAGGCACGAUCAUGUACGAUACAUCGUUCAUCUACAUUUGCUCGACGGCCAAUGCGUGGUACAAGGCGACUCUCGCUCCGAUCUAGGCAUUGAAGCAAUUCAUGCUUUGCAUAUUUUCAAAAAAAUACAUAUUUCUACA
This is a messenger RNA of Aphanomyces astaci, 3275 nucleotides long. RefSeq lists its product as hypothetical. The record is from RefSeq and is a predicted model, not a curated record. Lineage: Eukaryota; Oomycota; Saprolegniomycetes; Saprolegniales; Verrucalvaceae. The transcript has a single exon. Bases 1 to 3222 code for a protein of 1073 amino acids.